Messenger RNA from Seminavis robusta, 3853 nucleotides. The record is from the annotation of a GenBank genome assembly. NCBI's taxonomy places the organism in Eukaryota, Bacillariophyta, Bacillariophyceae, Naviculales, Naviculaceae.
AAUAGCUUGUACCAGUGGCUAGCCUCGGUUGCUAGCUAGCUCUAGCUAAUAGUCUACUAGCUAGCUAUUGGGCGAGAUACUGGUAGGACUGGUUCCAGAGAGGUCCCAAACAGGAAUGACAAGCUCCCUCAAUAAACACAACAAGCACAUCCCUCGAGUGACAGUCGAGUCCCCUCUAACACACGUCUCCCCAACAAAGCCAAGACAAUCGAUCAAUGAGCGAGGACAACAGCAACGACAACAGCAAUGAAGAGGAACCCACCAUUUUGGAGAUCGUUGCCAAGAGACAGAGGCGGUGGCAGUUAGAAGACGAGGCACAAAAUGCCUGGGAAGGGCAUCACGUUUCGGUGUUGGCAGGAACCAGCAACAAUGAAAUUGCCCAUACCAAUACCCGUCUUGCCCAAUUGAACGAGGAAGGAGAAGCUCUGGACAGUAUAACAGGCAACAAUGUCAAGGAUGUACCACGAACUUGCCGUGCUGUUGACCAUCACAAGCAGGGACAUCAGGUUGAGAUGGACAAACAUCAGCACGUCACAUUUACAGCCAACGAUGAAUACCCAGAUAUCAUCCCAGGAGCAUAUGCCGAGGGAGGCAUUGGAACAGAUGAGGACAACUCCAUGAUUCAGCAACACCGUCCACCACAAGAACAACUUCAGAAUCCGAUGCCUGCCGCCGAGAACGAGACCGAUGGUUUGGCAGUGGCCAAUCCGGUCCAAGGACAGGAUGGCCCCAAUCCCAUAGACUUACCAACAGCACAAGACUAUGAUUUGGAAGCUUCCAGGCAACGAAACGAGAAAACUGUUGCUUUCAAACGGAACAUUCUUCUGGCGGUUAUUGUGAUGAUUGCUCUCAUUGUGGUCUUGGUUGCUGCUUUGGUCAAACCAGACAACCCAAGCUAUGUUAUUGUCGACGACACUAUCCAUCCAACCUCCAGCCCUUCUCCAGCCCCUACAUCUAUGCUUUCCUUUGAAGACCAUGUGUUGUCCUUGCUACCAGAUCACUCCAUUAGGGAUGUUCAUAGUCCCCAGUCGUCACAGUUCAAGGCCCUUCAGUGGAUCCUUGACGGUGACACAACCUUGCCAAAUGAGCGGAUCCAGCAGAGGUUUGCUCUGGCCACACUCUAUCACUCCACAGCGGGAGAAAAGUGGGCAAAAGAUACCAACUGGCUCAACCACAGUGUCCAUGAGUGUACUUGGUACAACAAGAAUACCUUUGCCAGCAAGGAUACUCUUCAGUAUGUCUAUCCUGGGUAUUUGGCUAACUUUGAACCUCCCAUGUCCACAUCGUGUGACUCUAAUGGCCAUUACACCAAUCUAUGGCUGGAUCAAAAUAAUCUUGUCGGCCGGCUGCCGCGAGAGCUUUAUCUGUUAACCUCUCUUCAAACAGUCUCAUUGGCAAUGAACCCAGGAUUGCAAGGGAGCACCAUCACCAGUCAUAUUGGCCACCUCAAAGAUCUACGCGGGUUGGCCAUGUUCAUGAUUAUGCUUACUGGUACCCUGCCCACGGAAAUCGGCCUCUUGACUCAACUGCAAGCUUUUGGUGUGAACAAUAAUCUCCUGGAAGGUGAAAUUCCCAGUGAAAUUUGGCAACUCACCAAGCUUCAGACACUAUCCUUGAAUGACAAUCUGAACUUGCAUGGAAGCAUUCCAUCUGCCAUAGGUGCUUUGUCCAAUUUGAGGUGGUUGGUUGCAGAAGAAUGUGAUUUGACUGGCACAAUUCCCACAGAGGUUGGGCUACUAUCUUCUCUUGAAUGGUUUGCAUUGGGAGACAACCGACUAACUGGAACACUACCUGGUGAACUUUCCUUGCUCCCAAAUCUGGUGCUGCUCUCUGUGCAUAAAGACUCCCUUGAGGGCACAAUACCUAGUGAACUGGGGCUUUUGACAUCUUGCACGCUCCUUUCUCUCUCAGCCAACAGCUUUACAGGUCAAAUCCCAAAAGAGCUAUUCCAACUGACUUCUUUGAGACUAAUGGACUUCGGGGGGAACCUUUUCUCUCCAGGAACCCUCCCUACAGAAGUCGGCCGGCUUCAGCUGAUUGAAAAGCUGAGUUUCAAUAAUGUUCAGCGCAUAGGACCAAUACCAUCAGAGCUGGGACUCCUCACCCUUCUGGGGUGGCUACAUAUGCGCGCCAACUCUUUUUCAGGUACUAUCCCAGAGGAACUAAUGGCGCUGCAGUGGUCUUUGCAUACGAUGAGUGUGGAAGAUAACCCCAUGCUAUCUGGAACUGUCCCCAAUGGUCUAUGCAACAUCAAUGGGACCUGCAUUCCAGAUAGCAUCAUAAAUUGCCAGGGAAAUGAUGGGUUGCAUGGGUCUAUCAGAUUUGACUGUACGAGUUUGCUCUGUGGUUGUAAUUGCGCAACCUGCAAUGAUGGCGAUAGUUGAGCUACAACUGUGCCACUCAAUGGAGUCUAUGACGCCGGAUCUCCGUUUCGUUCAAGUCUAUCUGUGUUUAUACAAUAGUAAUGGCUACCGCACUCGGGACGACUUGUUGAUUGCACUCAGUAGCCUGUGCAUGGCUACACCGGCGGUCUUAAUCAUCCUGUAGCCGAACAUUGAGUGACAGUCGAAGCCUGUGGUUUGAUUUCGUUUCGAUUUCGAUUUCUGCUUGCUAGAAUGCCGACCACCUUUUCUUGCGGGUCCGACUGUUUCGUUGAGUGACGCUGCUGAGCCUACGUGUAUUGCAAGUAGUACCAAGGUGAAGAGCAGUUGGCCAAGUUUAGGCUUCCAAGCGUUCUGGAGCCAAAGGAAUGGAACUUCCAGUUUCCACACUCCAGCACACAACUCCGAGCUGCUGCAAAGCAAGCGUCAAGAGACAGCACCAGCCAGCCACUUCGGAUCUGGACCUGCGCCAGGCCCAGUGCUAGGUCCGAAUCGAAUCACGGACCAACCCGCCAUUGACCAACACCGAGCUCGACUACAGGACCUAAGUUGCACCAAAGCACCAGGCCUACAGGGCGUACACAACAAUACCGAAGGCAGCAAACGUGGUGGCCUACUGUACAUGAGUCAGCCAGAAUGAAACCAAAACAGGCCCCUGUACAGUGCCUCCCGCUGCAAACAAACAAACACACACACACACAUCUUUAGUGUAACGACGGGUAGUAUGGUGCCAAUGGAGGAAUCGCUCCUGUGUCCCAGCCGAAGCCCAUCUCCUCGUGGGCCAUCACCCGGCUCAUCAUUGACAGACUCGACUCGCUCCAGGCAGGACCAACACCUUGUCAACUUCCCCGGCCUUCUCUGGUUCCUUUGUUAGGAUCCAAGUGACGGGGACGAAAUUUGGCGGCUGUACGGUACGGACCAACCGGAGUAGAAUCGUAGAUGGAUCUAACAAGGCGACGGUGCCCUUGAGGCAGAUCCGGUUUUGAUUGCAUACAUGUAUUGUCCUUGGCAUUCAAAUGAAAAGUCCUCAGUUGCUGCUGAGCGACCAAGAACUAAAGUGCGAUGCAAUGAGUGCAAAUCUCCAUCAUGACUGAUUUCCUCGAGUGCAACAACCAAAACACAACAUACGACACCAGCACCAGGUAACAGGUAUGUCGUGUUUCCUUAAUCUAGCUAGUAGCCACAGCCAGGCAGCAGGAAUCCGAUCGUCGUUCUGUUCUUACUCCACUUGGACAUGGUCUCUGAGCAUACAAAGGAAUUUGUCACCAAAACAGUAAGCAGUACUGUACUGCAGUAAGUACAGUAGUAGCAGUGCGCUCCUCCAAGAUGAACCGUAGCUAAGGGUGCUCUUCUGGAAUGCUGCAGUAGAAGGUAUCAGUACCAGUACGAAGGAUUGAAGACCAGAGUACCCUCCUUCGCAAUUUUUAAAAUACUAUUAUUCUAAUGCUAAUGUUGCCAGAUUUGUUUCCUAA